AUGCCCAAAGUCGAAAAAGAUAAAACACCAAAACCAAAACCUUAUGAUGCAAAGAAAUCAUCGGGUGGUGAAAAUUCAUUAAUAACAUCAUUUUUUCAAAAAGAAACUAAAAUAAAUGAAGAAGAAAAAGAAAAAAAGAAAGAUAUUAAUUUCAAUAGUGUAGUUGUCGAUUGUAGUAGUGAUAGCAUUUCAAAAGCAACAGUUACAACAACAACAACAACAGAAACAACAGCAACAAUAACAGCAACAACUUCAGAAACAACAAAACCAACAGUAAUCACACCAAAACCAACACCAAAAUCAACUUCAAAAUCAAAAUCAACAUCAAAAUCAACUCCAAAAUCAACUCCAAAAUCAACUCCAAAAUCAUCUAAAGCAUGUCAAUUUCACAGAUCAAGACGUCAUAAGUGUCCGGAAGAUUGUAAAGAUAGAAUACCAUUAGAUAAUAAUAAAAAUAAAAGUAAUAGUAAAAAUAUUAAUAAUAAAAACAAUGAUAGUAGUAUAAAAAAUAACAAUAAUAAUAAUAAUAAUAAUAAUGAAGAUGAUGAUAGUAAUAAUAAUAAUAAUUAUUUAGAUGAAAAUAAUGAAUAUCCAGAAAUUGAAUUCUUAGGUACUAAAUAUAAAAAUGAUAAAAAUGAAAAUCUUAUCAAUAAAUUUAUUGAAUCAAAAAAGAAAUUUACAGAAUCAAAAAAUACAAACAAUGAUGGAGAUGUUGUUAGUGGUGGUGGUAGUGGUGAUAAUGAUGAUGAAGGUAAUAAUAAAAUACCUUCAAGAAAAUCAAUAAAUUCUAUGACACCAAAGAGACCAGCAAGAUCAUCAAAAAAAGUAGUAAAUAAAUUACCUAUUGAAAGUUCUGAUGACGAUAGUUAUCAGUCAGCAUCCAGUGGUGAUUCAAGUGAUGAUUAUCAAACAGCAUCUGAACAUGAAUCAGAAUCAGAAUCAGAACCAGAAAUAUAUAAAUCAGAUGAUGGUGAAGAAGAACAAAUUGAACAAGAAUUUAAGAUACCAAGUAAGAAUAAUAAAAGAUCAUUAGCAAAAAAAGGAAAACCAACAACAGUAAAAAAAACAGCAGCUCCAAAAAAAGCAGCAACUCCAAAAAAAGCAGCAUCAACAGUAGCAGGAGUAGCAACACCAAAAAGAGCGACACCAAAAAGAGCAUCAUCAACACCAUCUUUAUCAAGAGAAUUAUCGAUUAUUGAAGGUGCUGGUGGUGAUGGUGAACCAUCAAAUAGAAAUACGUUAAGUGUUUAUGUACCAGCAUAUAAUUUUGAUAGAGUUCCAAAUGAAGGUCUUUUCUAUGGUACUGAAUUACCAAAUUUUGAUAAUAAACCAAUACUUCAUUUGAAGGAAGUUUUAAAACCAUCAUUCUCUUUCCUCAGUAAAAGAGAAUCGAAUGGGUAUCAUUGGAAUCAUGAAAAGAAAUCAUGUGAAUUUAGAUUCUCAUCAGAUAAAAACGAUACAGCCGAUCGUUCACUUUCACAAUUUGAAUCCAUUCAAAAUCCAACCGAAUUUAGAAAUAAAGAUACAUUAACUUGGUGUGGUGGUCAUAUUAGUGCUUUGGACUGGUGUCCAUUGCCAAUCGUUGGUAACAAUUGUUCAACCACUAAACAAUAUUUAGCAGUUAGUGCUCAUAAAGAUUCAAAAUCAACUCAUCAAAAGAGAGAAGUUUAUCAAGGUAAAAAUAUAAUUCAAAUUUAUGAAUAUUCAAUUAGACCUCAUUUUAAAUCAAAUCAUGAUGAUGACGAUGAAGAUGGUGAAGAUGAUGAAGAUGGUAAUAAUAAUAGCAAUAAUAAUAAUAAUAAUAAUAAUAAAAAUGAAAACGAAAAAGAGAAUGAAAGUGAUGAAAAUAAAACAAAAAAAAAAAAACCAGAUUUUAAUAAAGCUGAACAUAUUAAUGCAACACCAAGUGAUACAAGUUGUCCGAAAUUAGUAUACUCAAUUACACAUGAAGGUAAUUGUUGUUGGGAUUUGAAAUGGAUGCCAUAUGGUGGAUAUUAUGAAGAUAAGGAAACAAAGUCACCAAUUAGAUUGGGUGUUUUAUCAGCAUUAUUAGGUGAUGGUACUGUAAAGAUUUGGCCAAUUCCUCAUCCAGAUUUUGUUGAAAAACAAUUCAAUAAUGAUAAUUCAAAAACUAAAACUCAAUUAACCAAAUUCUUAAAGAUUAAACCAAUCUUUGAUCAAUCAUUAAAUUUAAAUGAUCAAUCAUUAAAUAACUAUGAAAAUUGUGAAUUCAUUUCAACACCUGCAAAAGAUGAAAAAGAUUUCUUUGGUACAAGUAUUGCUUGGUCAUCUUGUUUUGAUGAAACUUCACCACCUUGGAUUUUAAUUGGUUGUUCAAAUGGUUCCUCAUUCAUUUUCGAUUUAAAUUUAAUUAUUAAACAAUAUCAAUUAUCAAUUGAAAAUAAUAAUAAUAAUAAUAAUAAUAAUAAUGAAAAUAAUAAUAAUAAUGAUGAUGAUAAUGAUAAUUGUGAAUUAUAUUUUGUUGAACCAUUAUUUAGUAAUAAUCAAAAGGAUUAUAUUACAAGUGUUACAUUUAAUCCAUUAGAUAGGAAUCAAUUUUUAAUAAAUUAUCAAAGAUCAACUAUAUUUUGGGAUAGAAGGAAUUCUUCGUUACCAAUAUUUACCAAUUCAAGAGAUUUCUGUUCAAAGACUAAAAUGAAAUGGCCACAAAAUUCAAAUUUACCAGCAGUAUUAAUUUCUGAAGGUUCAAAUAUAAAGACUUUUAGUUUAAUGAAUCUUCAAAAAUUUGGUUUACCUUGUCAUGAAAAUGAUAUUAUGGAUUUCGAUCUCUCAAAGAAUUUACAUUAUUGUGCAAGUGUUGAUUCUGAUGGUAAAUUAACAAUUUAUCCAAUUUCAAAUGAUAAAAGAAAAUAUAAAUUUAAAUCAAAAUCAAAUGCAUUAAUUCAUUAUGAAUCUUUAAAAUUAAAAAAACAAACUAUUCAAAAUAAUGAAAAUAAUAAUAAUAAUAAUGAAGAAACUAGUGAAGAAACUAGUGAAAAAGAAAAACAAAUUCAAGUAUAUAGAAAUAAGAAUAAUAAUGAUGAAGCCUCAAAAGAGUCAUUAGUAUUUUUAAGUAAACCAAAAAUGUUAAAAGAAUUUCCAAAUCAAAGAGCUGUUUUUGCUAAUAAAUCAAUGUUUGUUUAUAAACCAAUAGAAUCUUGUCAUUUCCCUGAUCCAAAAGUAAACCUAACAGUUGUCUCUUGGAAUAAAAAUACAAAUUAUUCAAAUUGUUUAGCAUUUGCUUCAAGUCAAGGUUUUAUUCGUGUAAUUGAAACUGAUUAUUAA
Messenger RNA from Dictyostelium discoideum AX4, 3285 nucleotides. RefSeq lists its product as hypothetical. Bases 1 to 3285 code for a protein of 1094 amino acids. Gene Ontology annotation, cellular component: nucleus. Lineage: Eukaryota; Evosea; Eumycetozoa; Dictyosteliales; Dictyosteliaceae. The record is from RefSeq and is a predicted model, not a curated record. The transcript has a single exon.